Messenger RNA from Pleuronectes platessa (European plaice), 3036 nucleotides. It is a transcript of the gene gda, whose product is annotated as guanine deaminase. The record is from RefSeq and is a predicted model, not a curated record. Gene Ontology annotation, molecular function: zinc ion binding; guanine deaminase activity. Bases 134 to 1495 code for a protein of 453 amino acids. Gene Ontology annotation, biological process: guanine catabolic process. The transcript has 14 exons. NCBI's taxonomy places the organism in Eukaryota, Metazoa, Chordata, Actinopteri, Pleuronectiformes, Pleuronectidae. Gene Ontology annotation, cellular component: cytosol.
UCUCCUCAUUGGCUGCGGAUGGUCGAUGCAAUCAGGUGGAGUCGUGCGUCCUGCUCAGCGAAGCUCAAAACCCCCGUGCGCUGCCGCCGCUGCAGGUAACCGACUGCUGGACUCGGGCUGAUCUGCUGGAAGGAUGGCGCACGCUCACAGAACCACCGCCGCAAUCUCGCACGUCUUCAGGGGAACCUUUAUCCACUCGACGCAGAAAACGGCCGUGCAGAUUCUGGAAGACGCGCUCCUGGGAGUGAACGCGGAGGGAAAGAUCGCAUUCAUUGGAACAGGUGUCGAUCUGCACAAGCUUGCUCAGGCGUUUGGAUUCAGUCCCUCUGAGGUGACGCAACUGACACAACAUGAAUUCUUCAUGCCAGGAAUGGUGGACACCCACAUCCAUGCAUCCCAGUACAGCUACGCAGGUACGGCCCUGGACCUGCCCCUGCUGCAGUGGCUCAAUACCUACACCUUCCCUGUGGAGUCCCGCUUCAAGGAUUUGGACUUUGCCAACCGGGUCUACACCCGAGUAGUGAAAAGGACCUUGAGAAACGGAACAACCACUGCAUGUUACUUUGCUACCAUACACAGCGACGCCUCACUUCUGCUGGGUCAGAUUGCAAAUGACUUUGGACAGCGUGCCUUGGUGGGUAAGGUGUGCAUGGACAGGAACGAGGGUGUGAAACACUACAAAGAGACCAUCCAGGAGUCGCAGGAGGAAACCUCUCGGUUCAUUGCAGAGCUUUUAAACAAAAAGUACCCCCUUGUGAAGCCGAUAGUGACUCCUCGCUUUGCACUAUCCUGCACGGGAGCCUUGCUCGGACAGCUGGGAGCGAUCGCUAAGAACAACAACCUGCACAUUCAGAGUCAUAUCAGUGAAAACGUUGAGGAGGUGAACCUUGUAAAGGAGCUGUUUCCUGAAUCAGAGUCGUACACGGACGUCUAUCACAGACACAACCUGCUCACAGACAAAACAGUGAUGGCCCAUGGCUGCUACCUCAGUGAUAAAGAGUUGGAUCUAUUCAGAGAGACGGGAGCCUCUGUGUCUCACUGCCCCAAUUCCAACAUUGCAUUGUGCAGUGGUUUGUUAGAUGUCCGCAACGUCCUGAACCACAAAGUCAAGCUGGGGCUGGGAACAGACGUGGCGGGGGGGUACUCAGCCUCUAUGCUGGAUGCUGUGAGGAGAACCUUGGACACAUCCAAAGUCUUGACCAUCCAGGACCCGGAGUACAACACACUCACCUUUGAGGAGGUGUUCAGACUGGCCACACUAGGCGGCAGCCAAGCCUUGUCCUUAGAUGACCAAACAGGGAAUUUUGAGGUUGGCAAAGAUUUCGAUGCCCUUAGGGUGAACGUAGCUGCUCCUGGUGCACCUAUCGACCUGAUCCAGUGUGAAGAGCCAAAGAUUCUGUUGGAAAAGUUCUUGAAUUUGGGUGACGACCGUAACAUAGUGGAGGUGUUUGUGGCCGGGAGGAUGGUGGUACCUUUCACAGAGCCAGUGGAGUAAAGCUUUUGGAUUCUCUGCACAUUUCAAUCUGUCUCGCAGCUUAAGACACUCUGAAAGUUGUGAUAUACUGUAUGCAGCAAAGGCACGAUCAACUGAAACUACAUAUGGAUGCAAACUGGUGUACUUUGUAUUUUAUCUGUAAAGACGAAUAAGUCAAAAAGGAAACAGGGAAUAAGGGAUUUAUCAAGUGCACUUUUACUGUUAGUUAUUAAAGAGAUAGUUAGUUAGUUGCUCAUUUUUGCAUAAUGAAAUACAUUUUUAGGUUCUCUUUGUUUAUGUUAACACCAUUGUACACUAACACUUUUUACAUAGACACAUUAUAACUGACAAAGAUCAAACUAAUGGGGAUUUAAGCCUGUGUAGAGUAUAAACAACUACAUAUUUCACUGAUUCAUUGAUUGAAUAAAGUGAAGAAACUAACUAACUAAGUGAUAUUAGCGUUGGACUAAUAUAGACUGCAAUGAUUACUUCCUGUGGGUUCAUGGUCCCAUUUUCAUUCUAGUGUAGCUAGAAAAUGUAUUAUUAUAUAACUGGGAUUGCCUUGAUUUGAAAUGUCAGAGCUGAUUCAGUUGUUUUUUCACUGCACACUCCAGUCAAAUGCAUCCACGAGUGUUUAAAAAGACACAGUACUAGAUUGUGUUAUUUGCUGCGCCCGUUGUCACUUUACGAUUUGUCGGUCUGCUCCGUGCAUGAACUGAAACUAGAAUCGUAUCUAACAUUUAACACAUUUCUGAUUUGGUCAUAUCUACAUCCUGAGUUGACCUUAGGGAAAAGAGAAACGAGCCUGGUUUGUUAUUGUGAGCGUCACAACUAUAGUUUUUUAUACUAACGUUAUAUUUACAUAUUAAUUCUAAUGGUUUAACAACUGUUAUGGAAAAUUCCUCUGACCAGUGUCUAAGGUUGUGGAAAUCCCCUGACUAGGUGUCUCACUGCUGUGACCUUGGCAACCAGCGAGUUUGCUACAGCGGACACAGCAGAUAGACACAAAGGAGGAUUUCAUAUCUUUUUUCAUAUUACGUUUUAUGAAGCACCUCUUUGUAUUAGUUCUGGCAUGUCUUUUUUUUUCAUAUUUUGUGUUAUGUAAAGCCUCUUUGUAUAAGUUCUGGCUUUUGUGAACCUGCGGCCAGUUAUUCCAUUUUGAGCACCCGUGCUUGUUGUGUAAACUCUGCAGAGCUUACUAUUAUAAAGACUAAAUGGCAACUCCAGUCUGAGAAUUUCAUUAUUCCAAAUCUCAAGAUGAAUUACACCACUGAGAUGAUUUUAAGGACCACCCAUAUUAAAUACAAUUAAUAUUUAUAUUCCUCACUGUCUUAUAAUUGUCAGGAAAUCAAGGGAAAUGAAAUGCACACACUGCUGAGUAUGUUUUUGUCUUGAUAAAUGAGGAUGUAUUUAAUACAAGUUUCCUUUUUUUUACUGAAAUAUCACUAAUUAUUUUAUUAUCAGAAAAUAUUACUGAGACAGAUCUGCAAAUUGUAUAUGUUAAAGAUUAUCUUCAUGCGUCACAUCAUGGGGGGUUGAAAUAAAGAAUACCAACAAGUCUA